Molecule: messenger RNA, 2418 nt
Organism: Tuber aestivum (summer truffle)
Lineage: Eukaryota; Fungi; Ascomycota; Pezizomycetes; Pezizales; Tuberaceae
Source: the annotation of a GenBank genome assembly
GGGAGUGACUGGGGACCGAACGGGGCUACAGUAGGUAUGGACGAAUCGGACAUCUUUGAAGGGUUGUCUGGCCUUGUGCGCGGCAAGUAUAUAGUGGUGCAUUUAAGAGAUAUAUAAAGGGAGUGGGUCCGGCUUUUUUUUGUUUUGUUCUGGGGGAGGAAAUUUUAGCUUCAAGGGCCACCGCUUAGGACGGGGUCGGGUUAAUACUUUGGUUGAUUCUACUGUUUUUUCUAUCUUUCCUUCUUUUUAAUCUUUAUUUAUUCCAAGAGAGGGGAGAUUCUCCAAGGCUUCCAUUGUCCCGUGUCAUACUCUAUCACCUCUGGGCCAAUUCACCUGCCCCAAGUUUGUAUUUCCAGCGGUCCACGAAAAUCGCUGCUAGUCCGGCAGAAGCUACCGCUCUAGACCUAUUAGCACGAGAUGGACAAGGAACAAGGCCCAGGUAACUCAGGGCCAACCCUCGCCGUCCUAGGUGGGAAGACGGGAGGCUACAACCCACGAGAAAUUGGCUUGAGCCAUGAGCAUUAUGCCCCGAGUGGCGUGAGCCAGGCAUCUUCGAAGAAGGGUGAUGAAUAUGGAGACGAUGUGGGAAUAGUGCCGGUAGGGGAAAAUUUUGAGAACUUGGAGAGACAGCCCACUAGGUUAUCCAUUCACGACGCCCCCAGUUUCCCGGACGGUGGGGUAAAGGCUUGGUUGUGCGUGCUUGGGGGGUUUGCAGCGAUGUUUUGUAGUUUUGGUAGGUUCUGUUCAUGCGAAAAAUUAAGGAGGAGUUUUGAGUACUUGCUAACAGAUUUGUGGAGUUUAGGUUGGAUUAAUUGUAAGUGAUUUUGCUUGUGAUGCCCGGCAGGAGUUGGAAACAGCGUGCCUAACCGGUGGAACAGGUAUUGGAAUAUUCCAAGGUUACUAUGAGGCUGUAAGUAUCACGCGCUACCAUUCGCCCCCCCCCCCCCCCUCUCCGAGUAUGGCUGACAGGUUCGUUUCAUAGAAUCAACUUAAAGAGUACCCGCCGGGUACCGUCUCUUGGAUAUCAAGUUUGGAAACAUAUUGUGGGCAACUGUUCCCUUUUAAGUCCCUUGUCUGAAGCAUCACUGACUGGAAUUGCACAGGUAUGUUCUUUCUCGGUCCAAUUGUGGGCAAGUACUAUGAUGCCUAUGGCUCUCGUGCGAUAUUAUUACUCGGAACUUUCUUACACGUUUUCGGCUUAAUAUUGACUUCCAUAUCGUCUAAAUAUUGGCAAUUCCUUAUAUGUCAAGGGAUCGUUUCAUCUAUUGGAGCUUCACUUAUCUUCUAUCCGGCCCUCGGGGAUGUCUCUACCUGGUUCUUCGAGCGGAGAGCAUUUGCAUUUGGAAUAAUGACUUCAGGAUCGAGUAUGGGAGGUGUGGUUCUGCCAAUUUUGAUCCAGCGAUCGAUUCCCCAAGUCGGCUAUGGUAAGGGAGCGCUUCCCAAUACCACAAUCUCUAAACCAUGUCAAUUAAUGAUCAGCCAGGCUGGACAAUGCGAAUCACUGCCUUCGUAAUCCUCGGAAUGAUGAUCAUCGCAAACCUCACCCUCAAGUCCAGACUCCCGCCAAAGGGCUGGACCCCGCUCAGAUUGAGCGAGUUCCUGAAGCACUUCAAAGAGCUGGCAUUCUCUAUGUCAGUCGUCGCUGCGUUCCUGUUCUUCUUCGGAAUGUACCUACCCUUCAAUUACAUUGUCGUCUCAGCAAAAAGGAACGGCAUGUCAAUUUCCAUGGCGAAUUAUCUUGUUUCCAUAUUGAAUGGAACCAGUAUAUUUGGUCGUAUCCUGCCAGGCUGGUUGGGGGAUAAGCUUGGGAGAUAUAAUGCAUAACCCCCAGUAGAGCCAAUCUGGUAUUAUCGCCGGAUCGCUAACAUUGGUGAUUGAUAGACGAUGAUCCUGACAACCGGUGCUUCCGGAAUCCUUGUGUUGGCCCUGUGGCUUCCAACGAACGGAAAUCUACCUACUAUUUUGUUCGUCUGCCUCUAUGGAUUCACAACUGGUGCUUUUAUUUCCCUCGCCCCGGCUUGUCUGGCCCAAAUUUCGGAUAUCCGGGAUAUCGGGGUCAGAAAUGGUGCAAUGUUUUCUACAAUCUCUAUUGCCGCACUGACGGGCGUGCCAAUCGGCGGCGCUCUAGUCGACAAGUACAAUGGGGGAUUUUUAGGUUUACAGAUAUUCUGUGGAGUAGUCCUUGUUUCCUCGUCCAUCUGUUGGGCUCUGGCUAGGUGGACUGUUGGAGGGUGGAAGACGACCAAAGUCUGACAAAGACUACUCGGGGGGACAUGUAAUAUUGGGACCUAGAAAAAGUUUUUUCCUCUUCUUUCCUUCCUCUCCUUUCCAUUCUUGUUUUAUAUUUUGACGUUUAUCAUAUCAUGCAUUGGGAUGGAAGAGCACUUUUAUAAAAUCUCAAAGUGACUUGUGCAUGCG